Molecule: messenger RNA, 5469 nt
Organism: Mus musculus (house mouse)
Lineage: Eukaryota; Metazoa; Chordata; Mammalia; Rodentia; Muridae
Gene: Tmem164
Product: transmembrane protein 164
Exons: 5
Coding region: 716-1489 (257 amino acids)
Biological process (GO): positive regulation of ferroptosis
Cellular component (GO): membrane
Source: RefSeq, a predicted model, not a curated record
GAAGCAGGGCAGGAGGUGGGAAGCGAGGACGAAGUGGGUAGGCUGUGGAGGGAAGGCUGCGAGGCGGGGCAGUGGUGGCUUGAAGACGUGUGUAUGUGUGUGUGUGUGUGUGUGUAUGUGUGUGUGUAGGGAGGGAGUGAAGUGGAUCGGAGGAGUGUGUGUGUGUGUGUGUGUGUGUAGGGAGGGGGUGAAGUGGACGGGAGGAGGGCCGAAGGUGGAGGGAGUUGGCGACGAGGGGGUGGAGAGAGGGAGGGGAAACCGGAGGAAGCGAGCGGCGGCUGCCGGGGGAGGAAGGCAAGGAGGAGGAGCCGGAGCGGCGGCGGUGGCGGCUGCUGCUGCUGCUGCGGCCGCCUGGGGAGCCCAGCCGAGUGCCGCCUGGGGCUGCGGGGAGUGAGGGGAGACGGAGAGUUCGGUGGAGCCCGGGCAGCGGAGCCGAGCAGCGGAUUGGCCAACGGCUCCUUUCAACCCUGCCUCGUUGGUGGCCACUGGAGAAGCGCGGGGGGCUCCCCAGACAGCCGUGGGGACAAGUUAGAGCCAGCACUUUAUCCCGGGCCUCGCGUGUAGCUUUCCCUCCCCUGUUCUAGGUGCCCCAGUGUCCAGAGGGGGGUGCGGGUGUGCCCUCCUUACAUGUUCCACCGCCCGGGCAACCCUUCGGUCUCGUGUUCCAUCUCGCUCUUGCUUCCUGUACCGUAGUCAAGUGGAGCCACUUUGCAUCAUGUCCCGGUAUAGCUACCAAAGUCUCCUGGACUGGCUCUAUGGGGGCGUCGACCCCAGUUUUGCAGGCAAUGGGGGCCCCGACUGUGCUGCCUUCCUGUCUUGGCAGCAGCGGCUGCUGGAAAGUGUGGUGGUCCUGACCCUGGCCCUGUUGGAGAUCCUGGUGGCCCUGCGGCACAUCCUGAGGCAGAAGGAGGACGGUAGGGGUGGCCGUAGCAGCCAGCCACAGCAGGUGACCCAGCGGCCAGAGGAAGGCAAGGAGAGCCUGAGCAAGAAUCUGCUCUUAGUAGCCCUGUGCCUGAUCUUCGGGGUGGAGGUGGGCUUUAAGUUCGCCACCAAGACCGUCAUCUACCUGCUCAACCCUUGUCACCUGGUCACCAUGAUGCAUCUCCCCUUUGAACUAGAGAUUUACUACAUCCAGCAUGCUAUGCUCUACGUGGUCCCUGUCUACCUGCUUUGGAAAGGAGGUGCUUACACCCCAGAGCCCCUCUGCAAUUUCCAGUGGGCUCUUCUCUCGACUGGCCUCAUGUUCUUUUACCACUUCAGCUUCCUGCAGAUCCUCGGCCUGGUCACCGAAGUGAAUUUGAACAACAUGCUGUGUCCGGCCAUCUCAGACCCAUUCUACGGCCCCUGGUAUCGCAUCUGGGCCUCGGGACACCAGACUCUCAUGACCAUGACCCACGGGAAGCUGGUCAUCCUGUUCUCAUACAUGGCUGGGCCCUUGUGUAAAUAUCUGCUGGAUUUGCUCCGGCUUCCAGCCAAGAAAAUAGACUAAAGGUGCUUGGGGUUUUGUUUUUGUUUUAGUUCUGUUUGUUUUUUUGUUUUGUUUUUGUUUUUGUUUUUGUUUUGUUUUGUUUCUUCCUGAGGAAGCAAAUCCAGACUUGACUCAGAAUACUCAGCUCUUGAUGAAAUCACUGGAGAGGGCAGAUAGAGUGCUUGGUUUAUUUCCUUUCCCCUCCUCUCUGGCCCUUUCCUCCACUACUCUUCCUUCCCCAGCUCCUCCCCUCGGAUGACUCUUGGUACCCAGGGAAGGUGCUGGGGGCUGGAGCUUACUCCUUUUCCUUCCCUGGGUUCUGGGUCCCUUGUGUGGCCCACCCCGUCUGCGUGGCCUUACCCAGGGAAAUGGUAGUCAGCGGCCCCUUCCAUACGGCUUGUCGGUGCUUUUGACAACAGCCAGUUGAGGAAGGGGAGGACAACGAGCAGUAGUUCUUCCAGCAUCCCAGCAAUGAAGUAGUGUUGGGUUCAUUUCUCCACUGCCAGGGACCUCCAGGCUCAUGCUGGGAUCCCCUUUCAUCUCCAGCAUAGCCCCCCACCAGAAGGGGACCAAGGCCUUGCUUCUAUACCAGCCGCAAGCCCAGAGCCAAGGGACUUCCCAGUUCACAGCCAAAAUAGAUUCUUUCAGUGACUGGUGUCCCAUGACUGAAAGCAGGGAGUCACCCAGCCACUCCUUCUAAGGGAGCUGCCUGGGGCGGAUGAUGAUAGCAGUGUGCAGCCAACGGACAAGAUUCUGUACAGGGGUGUUAGGGAUCUGUUGCCACAGUGAAUCUCAAGGGAAGAUGAUAAAGGCGUACAUAGUACCAGGCUGGACGACCCCCCACCACAGAAAACCAACCAACCUUCCCUAUGAAAGCUGAGAUUAGAUCCACAUCUAAAAUGAGCAUAGAAAUUAAGAACUCAACUAAGUCAAGUGGCAACUUGAGAAAGCCACAAUAUGAAUCACACUCUGCAUCACAUGGAUAAUAGGCAGUGUUCUAGUCUCAGCUGACCCGGAACCAUCCUCAUUGUCUGUGUAUGUGCCUGUCUGUUUUUCUGUCUGAGGCAGCUUCAUGGAAGAACGAGCUGGGCUUGGGGCUUGGGUGCUGUUUGGCUGUUUGUCUUUUGGCUGUUUGAAAUGGGGGAACCGUCACAUUUCUCAAAGGUACUCUCGAGCCAUUCCUGGCACUUAGGAGGUGUGUCUAUGGUUCCUGGAGGGCGUUUUCUGAGGGUUAGAUUUCUCUUGUGUAGCUCGACUCUGCUGAAGUCGACAUCACUGGUUUUGAGGCUUGAUAGUGUCCAAAACCCAUAUGUAGGUUGAAAGGGAACUCUCAGUGGACCUGAGGCCCAUAGGUUCAAGUGUUCUGAAGGGAGGCGCUUUGGUUGGAAGGUACUUGGUUAUAUGUGGACCACAAAGGGGACCAGUGUCUGUCUAUCUGCUGACUCCUUGUCAACAUCUAGUAGGAAGAGAUUUGCUUGGGAAUAGAAAUGUUUGUACCAUGAGCACCCCAACGUCUCGUGCCAGAUGCAGUAUUCAAUGUGAGUUUGUGGGUAUUAGGCCUCAGCUGAACUUCAGCAGCUCAGUGGCCAUGUUUCUAGACAAUGGACUUUCAGGGAAAGUAUCUGCAGGAAAGCACACGGGAACUCAGAGGAGCCAUUGUGGGACGGGCUGCCUGGCCAUGAGGUGAUCAAGUCUGAGGUACUGAAAGCAGGGAAGAACUCUAGGCUUGCUGCCCUUGAGCUCCUGUCCUGGCAUCUUCGCCUUCUGCUGUCUGUGAGGGCUAUGCUGAGCUUCCCUCUCUGACUCUUCAGGUACUGACUCGCCCUGCCCACUCAUAGAAGUUGGUGGAUGAAUAGCAUGCAGGGAAGCCUCCUUGGCCUGGGGCUUCUCUGUAAGGAGGCAUCAUAGGAGGGGAGUCCAUGAGGCCCGAAACAUGGAGCUGCUACCUGCAGCGGUGGAGGGCCUCAGCAGAGGGGACCAACUCCAGAAUGUCAUCGAGGUGGGAGUGCCACACAUACUCCUUUCCCAUCUGAGGCUUCAUGGUCCAGGUCGCCGGUAAUCUUGGGUUUCCCUGCAUUGGCCUGCCUUUGCUUUGGUGCCAGCUCGGUAGGUAUUUUCUGGUGCUCAGAGGAAGAGUGGAAAUCCAAAGCCAGGAUACCUGGCAUGGCCAAGCCAGAGUCAAACAUACGUGUCAGGAAAGAGGAAGUGAAGGGGACACGCAGGGGUCGAGGUUGGCUAAGGAAGCUGAAUGAAACAGAUUGUGGCUCCUUCAACAGACUCCAUAGGGAGGCUCAGCCUGGGUGUGAGAUGUUGGGGAGCAGGGGACCUGUGAGAUGUUGGGGAGCAGGGGACCUCUUCACUGUCUAUAUAUCGUGGUCCAAACCUACAUGGCAAGAGGUAACCUGCCUAGGCUCUUAGCACUUUGCUGUGGGAGUUGUCCCUAGGUCUGUCCAGAGCCUACCCUCUACUGCCUGUGGUACAGGGAUGGAGAAGACAGUAUGCCUUGACUUGGCAGCUCCUCCUCGGGCCUGUCGUUCCCUACCAGCAUGUGUGAGCUCUGGGCCUGGGCAAGAGUGCUCAGAGAGGUGCCUAUCAGGAAGGAACAAAGUCUCUUCAAGCCCUAAUUGUCCGUGGUCAGGGGGCUGCGCCAAUAAGUACAGUUGGCUAAGCCAGUGUCUCUGCUUAGAGGUCCUUCCUGCCCCCAGUAUUUGGUUUUGUGUAUAUAAGACUUGGCCCAGCAUCUUCUCAGAAGCCUUGCAGCAUGGUCUUCUGUCAUCCUGUGACAUGCUGUGGGAUUGGAGAGCCACCUCCUCCUCCUCUUUAAGUCUGUCUUCUGUCUUUCUGUGGACUUCUUUGUACCUGUGGGGGUGGUCUAUGGGGUCUAUGUGCACUUUAAUCUAUGGUGCCUCUGGUAGGGGUUUGCUAUAUGUGAUCAUAUGGGUGAUUCAGUGUUUCAUGAUGUAAUUACAAGUUUCUCAUGGAUAGCUCAGUGUCAACAGUGGAACUGGGGCUGGGUAAUGUCCUGAGCUGGGUGUUUAGGAGAUGGCACCGGGCCCCUUUUAACUCUCUGCCAAAUAGACUUCCCUGGGAAUUCUGGCACCUGUCCUCUUUGGGACAAGGGUUUCUUAAUGGUUUCUACUGUAAGGGAGGCCAGAAGCAGGGGGCGGGGGAGGACAAGACAUCGCUUCUGGUUUUUUGUGAGCCAGGAACAGGUUUCUCUGGCAACUUGGGAAGUCCCCAGACUAGGAAGGAGCAUCCUGUCUCCUCCUGGUCCAGCUGUCCCUGAGGUAAAAGUCCAUUAGAGGAGUCAGUCUUCCUCUGGUAUAUGCAGUGUGCUCACUGUGUGCAGGAAGACCAAGUGGCUUGCUGUUGCCCUCGUCUGUGACACUUUUGUACACUGAUUUGCCACUCAUGGCACUGAGCAGACAUCCAUCCCUACUCAGUGAAAAACCAGUCAAAAGCAAAAGUCCUUUGAAGCAGAAGUUGAUGCUUUGGAAAACUCUUGACUUAUUUUGGUGUCAACAUUAUGUUAGAUUUGAAAGCAUUCUUCGUGUAUUUGAUGUAAUUGUAGCGAAGAGAGCAGGAUUGAAUGGUGUUCAGUUAUUUCUUCUGGGACAUGGAAAGCCUGUCCCCCAUCCUUCUUCUGAAGCCGAGUCUGCUGUGUACUGUUACCCUCGAGGGAGCGCAGGGCUCUUCUGAGAGCCGGUCUCUGAACUGCUGCUUCUGGGACAUGCUUCCCCACCUCCUCCAGUCUACCUCCCCUCUUGGGGUGUUUUUGUAAUGUGCUUUCUCUGUUUUGUAAAAUCCCUUUGAUUGUAAUGAAGUGGGUUCUGCAGCCACCUUUUGGAAAUAAAUGGUCCUUAAAUUGUGUACUUAGCAUUUUGAAUCUUAGCCUCAGGUGUUUCUGCUGUUGAAGAUUCCUGAAUGAAAAGAAACCCUCCCCAUGGGACUUAUUGUUACAAUGUUUUCUUCAUUUACUGUUAUUAAAAGAUUUAUGAGAA